AUGCGCCUGCUCACUCUGAACACGCUCAAGUGCACGCGCAAGGACGUCACGGACGGCCGCCUGCGCCUCGUGGCCACGAAGGUCGAGGUGCGCCAGAAUAGCGAGUUCGACGCCGAGUUCCUCGAGCACGUGCUCCCGACGCUCGAGUGGCCGUCGCUCGUCGCGUCCGCGAGCACCGUCGGCGUGACGCUGCCGCCCGCGCUCGACGACGCGCUCCGGGGCGACGAGGCGUUCCUCCGCGCGCUGCAGCACGUGCUCUUCGACGUCCACGUCAUCGAGGGCCAGCUCGUCUGCGAGGAGAGCGGCCAGACCUUCCCCAUCGAGGAGGGGCGGCCGAACAUGAUGCUCGACGAGGGCCUGCUGUAA
Aureococcus anophagefferens is the source of this 366-nucleotide messenger RNA. RefSeq lists its product as hypothetical. Gene Ontology annotation, biological process: rRNA (guanine-N7)-methylation; tRNA methylation; peptidyl-glutamine methylation. The record is from RefSeq and is a predicted model, not a curated record. The coding region runs from base 1 to 366 and encodes 121 amino acids. Gene Ontology annotation, molecular function: protein heterodimerization activity. Lineage: Eukaryota; Pelagophyceae; Pelagomonadales; Pelagomonadaceae. The transcript has a single exon.